AUGGACGCAGCCAUAGAAUAUUUCCGAAUGAGCGCUGAGACAGAAGAUCCGACCGCUAUGUAUGAUUACGGCGUUGUGCUAAUGAGGGGUCAAGGAACAAAGAAGGACAUCUCGCAAGGACUUCACCAAAUCAAAAAAGCGGCUGAAAAGAAAAACCCGCAAGCUCUUAAUGCUCUCGGAUGGUUUGCACUUGAAAAUGACAAGAACUAUACCUUAGCAGCUGAUUAUUUUGAACAAGCCUAUAAGAUGGGCAACCCGGACGCUGGCUAUCACCUUGGCCACAUGCAUUUUACUGGAAUAUAUCCCCAAAGAAAGGCAAACGCGGAUGUUGCAUACAAUUACUUUGUCUGGGCAGCCAGUAUGGGUCAGGUUGAAGCAGGUCUUAUGGUUGCAUAUCAGAACAUGCGGGGAACGGACAACCUUCCAAGACAGGAAAGCAUUGCUGUGGAGUGGGCCCGUUUCAUUGCCGAAAAGAAUCCAGCACUUGGUUACAUGCUAAGGAAAGGUCUACAUGCCUACAGAGAUGGCAACACUGAAUUGGCACUUUUUUACUAUAUGAUGGCCGCAGAAGCUGGAGUGGAAGUGGCUUCUUUCAACGUGGCUUGGUUGUGUGAAGAAAACAAGAACGGUUUUGUGAAUUUUAUCGAGUAUAUUUCAAUGACUUUAAUCAAGAUGGGUGAUUAUUAUUGGUACGGGUGUGGAGGCAAACGAGACACUGACCUGGCAACGCGACACUAUCUCCAUGCUGCCCUCAAAGGCUCACCUCAUGGUUUGUUCAACUUGGCCCAGAUUGUCGAGGAAGGAGUUCCGAUAAACAAAAUCUACUUGGAUGCGUUGGCUGUUGGAGAAGAGGCUCGGAAAAAUAAUGUUACACUUUUAGUCGAGUUAUACACAAGCCGGAGCACACCCGUCAUAAAGGAUUUUCUCUACCGCUAUUUCAAGACAAAUAAGAAUAACUAUGUCUAUUUCUUUCUUCCUCUCUAUCUACCUAUCUAUUCCUGUUACAUUCUGAUCAUAUCUAUCUAUCUAUCUAUCUAUCUAUCUAUCUAUCUAUCUAUCUAUCAAACUUCUGUUUAUAUCUAUCUAUGCUUCAUAGUAUUAAUAUAUAUCUCAUUUUUAACCAUCUAUCUAUCUAUAUGGUUUUCUCUGAUGUGA
Molecule: messenger RNA, 1155 nt
Organism: Acanthosepion pharaonis
Lineage: Eukaryota; Metazoa; Mollusca; Cephalopoda; Sepiida; Sepiidae
Source: the annotation of a GenBank genome assembly